CAUCUCCACAGUAAAUUCGUUUUCUUUCGCCCAAAGUUGCCAACAUACCACGUGCGUCCGUCACUCAGUGCAUCAGUAACAACUAUCCAUUACGAAACUUCUAUUCGAUCAAAUAAGCCUCACAUAGCAAAUUAGCAAUUACAUAUUUUGUUGACCAAAUUCGACCAUCCAGAUUUUUGGCAGAGUAAACCCUCUCGGGUCGACUCAUCCUCUCUGCUUUGUGCCUGUGGAACUUUCUUGUCCAUGUGGGAAAUAUGAAGUGCUGCUUGUAGCGAACUGUUACGGAAAAUUCCCAUGAAAUACAGUAGCGACAGCCAUUAUUAUUCUCAGAAUGGCAAGUGAGCAGGAGGUGGCAGCAGUGGGCAAAAUUCUGGUCAAUCCAAAGCAGGACCUGACAACACGGUUCAGAGCACUCUUCACCCUGCGUAAUGUGGGUGGACCAGAGGCCAUAGAAUGGAUCAGUCAGACUUUUGUGGAUGACUCUGCUCUGUUGAAACAUGAGUUGGCAUAUUGCCUGGGCCAAAUGCAGGAUGAGAGAGCCAUCCCCACGCUAGAGACUGUUCUGAAAGACAUAACACAGGAGCCUAUGGUCAGGCAUGAAGCAGGGGAAGCAUUAGGAGCUAUUGGGAACCUCGAGGUCCUUGACAUACUGAAAGAGUACUCUGAGGACCCAGUCAUCGAGCUUAUGCCAGUCCAUUCCAUAACCCCACAGCCACCAUGGGGCACUCUGUUCACAACGUUGACAUCAGCAAACCACAAGACGCCAUGCAUGCUGUCUAUCUGCCCAGUACAGUUGAAACCAAGAUUCAUUUGUGAAGAGCACACUUUUCCAACGUGCCAGUGGCCAUCGAAGGUGGCAGAGACGUGCCAGUUGGCUGUCAGGCGGCUGGAGUGGCUGAUAUCUGGUGGGGACCAGAAUGGAGAGGAGGGCACCGACGGAAACCCUUACUGUUCUGUGGACCCUGCUCCCCCAGCCCAGAGGAAGACUGUCCCUGAGCUGAGGACACAGCUUCUGGAUGAGAGCCUGCCGCUGUUUGAGCGCUACAGGGCCAUGUUCGCCCUCCGCAACCUGGGCACCGAAGAGGCUGUCCUGGCUCUAGGAGAUGGUCUUCAGUGUAGCAGUGCCUUGUUCCGCCAUGAGAUUGGCUACGUCCUGGGUCAGAUCCAGCACCCAGCCAGCAUCCCCCAGCUGCAGGCAGCUCUGGAGCUGGACGGGGAGAAUGCCAUGGUGAGACACGAGUGUGCAGAGGCCCUGGGAUCCAUCGGCAAGGAGGAGUGUAUGAAGAUCCUGGAGCGCUAUAGGAAAGAUGCAGAGCGCGUGGUGAAGGAGAGUUGUGAGGUAGCCCUGGACAUGCUGGAGUAUGAGAACGGCACACAGUUCCAGUACGCUGACGGACUACUACGACUGCAAGGGGAGCAGUGAGGGCCAAACGGCAAGCAUGGACAUUGGAAGCUAUAGGAGAACUGCUAUACAGCGCUGUAAGAGCUUUCCGCAGAUGUCAUAACUCAUUAUCACUUAGACCCAUUUUCAUUCAUUGAAACGAUCUUGACUCUUGCCAGUGAUUAUUGGCCUCUGACAAGGCAGUGUAAUAAUAAUAUUACAGUGCAUUGUGCCAUGUUUUAGUUUGUUCAUUGUUUUCAUGGAAGCUACAUUAAUAAAUUGUCAAGAUAAUGUAAUACUUUUCCCCCUAAGCUCAGUGAACCAUUCACAUGUAUCUUUAAUUCAGAAUGAUCUGAUAAGGAUCUGAAAUCAGAACCUGAUUUGUCAAUCAAGAUUGUUAAGCCACUUUUCUGCUCUGUCAUUCGCAUUUAUUUUUAAUCUCAAAUUAAAAUAAAGGCUUAGGUAAUAACAUUGAGACAAUA
Molecule: messenger RNA, 1863 nt
Organism: Salvelinus namaycush (lake trout)
Lineage: Eukaryota; Metazoa; Chordata; Actinopteri; Salmoniformes; Salmonidae
Product: deoxyhypusine hydroxylase-like
Exons: 6
Coding region: 332-1423 (363 amino acids)
Biological process (GO): peptidyl-hypusine biosynthetic process
Molecular function (GO): deoxyhypusine monooxygenase activity
Source: RefSeq, a predicted model, not a curated record